Messenger RNA from Physella acuta, 2723 nucleotides. Its product is annotated as acetylcholinesterase. Gene Ontology annotation, molecular function: acetylcholinesterase activity. NCBI's taxonomy places the organism in Eukaryota, Metazoa, Mollusca, Gastropoda, Physidae. The record is from RefSeq and is a predicted model, not a curated record. Gene Ontology annotation, biological process: choline metabolic process; acetylcholine catabolic process. Gene Ontology annotation, cellular component: plasma membrane.
ACCCGAGGCUUGCCACUGCUUGCUGCUGUAGCCGCCUGUUCUACCUGUGCUGAUUUGCUGUGUGACAGCCGGUUUGAUCAAGUAUCGAUUCAAUAAUUAUCGAUUUCUUCACGCAACAGUUUCUUAUCUUUUAAGACGGCUAUUAUUAUGCGAAAAAGUUAUAAGUUUCCUAAUUAGAGGAUGUUUUAGUUAUAUAAAUUUUAUGUGAGAAUAUUAAUUAUUUAGUGUUGAGUUUUUAAAUUUACUUUUUGUGCAUCCGAGUUGAGAACAGAAAAUCGAUUUGAUGAUCAGAUAUUAUUCAAUCUUUUUGUUUUUAUUUUUCAUUUUCCGUGUGGGGAUUUCAUUGUGAUCAUUUUUUAAAAAAUUGUUUUAUUUUUGUAAUUUUCUUUGGAGUGAUUGCCCUUUUUCUUUGAAACUCGGCGGUGCAUAUAAAAUAUUUUUUUCUGGUUGUUCAUGAAAAUACUUUGAUGCCGUCAUUCCAGAAAAUCAAUAGGCCCUAAUUCUUCAUUUUUUUUUACACAGCAAGUUAACUGAAGCAAAAAAAAAAUUCGGGAAAAAAAUUUCUGAAUUCAAAUUCUUUCAAUCGCUUGUGUAACAUGGAUUAGAAGUGUGAUCUAACUAUCACGUGAUGCCCGAGCUUUGGAGGAUCACAGCGUGAGGCAGACGGACUGGAGGGGUGAAAGAUGGGAGAGGAUUUCACGUCUGAAGAUUCGUUCAACUGUGUACUCACCUCAAGCAGGGACGUCGAGUUCAAGAAAAGACUUUGGAUUUUACUAGCUUUUGUGUGAGCGCGCCUCCCAUCCCGUGGUUAUGCUAGACAGAUCUCCAAGUCUCAGCUCGUGAGCGGUACCUGAGCGAUGGCUGUCGUCUGGAGCAUCUCAUGGCACCUUCUGCUCUUCUUCCUGGCACAGGCCCGGGGUCAAGAAUCGCCCAUCGUCCAGACGGAGAAGGGCAAGGUUCGGGGCUUCACGGCCACCGUCAACUGGAAGAAGGUCGACGUCUUCUACAGCAUUCCCUACGCAGCGCCGCCUGUUGGUGAACUCAGGUAUAAACCCACCGUCCCCAACGAGCCCUGGGAGGGCGUGCUGGACGGUACCAACUGGCCAAACUCCUGCGUCCAGCCGAUGGACACGUUUCUCGGGAACUUUACGGGCUCGACCAUGUGGAACGCCAACACCCCUGUCAGCGAGGACUGCCUUUACCUGAAUGUCUGGGUCCCCCGCACCAACCCCCCCUAUAAAGACAAGGCCGUUCUGGUCUGGAUCUACGGCGGGGGGUUUUACAGCGGCAGCUCCACUCUGGAUAUCUACAACGCCCAGUACCUGGCAGCAGAGAACGACAUCAUCGUUGUCUCAAUGCAGUACAGGGUCGGCUCCCUCGGGUUUCUGGUCCUGGAUACAGCCGACGCCCCUGGGAAUGCUGGUCUCUGGGACCAACGAAUGGCCUUGGAGUGGGUUUCCAGAAACAUCCACAACUUCGGGGGCAACCCCCACAACGUCACCAUCAUGGGCGAAAGCGCGGGGGCGGUGAGCGUGGGGUUGUUGAUGCUGUGCCAGCUGUGUAACAACUUCUUCCAGAGAGCCAUCCUGCAGAGUGGGGCGCCUCAGCUCAAAUGGGGUACCCUGUCUAGGGACGACAUGAUUGAAAGAUCGGUCAAUCUAGCCACGUCACUCAGUUGUGGCAGGCAGAAUGACCCUGAAUAUAUGCUGGCGUGCUUGCGAGGGAAAAACGCUUCAUUUGCUAUUUCUCAAGAUUUCUUUAUAACUCAGGGUUUUGUGCAGUUUGGUUUUGUGCCUAUAGUCGACGGUGUUUUGAUUUUACACGAUCCAGAUAUCAUACUUGAACGAGGAUCCUUUAAAAAGAUACCAAUACUGCUUGGCAGUAACGAAAACGAGGCAACAUUCUUUUUGAUUUAUGCAUUAGCGCAAUAUUUUAAGUUCAAUAACACGAACACACAAAACCCUAUCUCAGCGGAUAAUUAUAAACUCGCAAUGCAUGAGCUUUUUGAUUGGUUUCCCUAUUAUACUGCACGAAAUAUGUUAAACAUAGUCGGCAAGGAAGCGAUCAUGUUUCACUAUAGAAACUGGUUGAACCCGGAUGAUCCCAUCUCGUUAAGGAAGUCCAUCGACCGCGCAGCCAGCGACUAUUACUUCGUGUGCGGGGUGAACCGGCUGGCGAAGAUGUUCGCUCGCCGCAACAUCCCGGUCUACUACUACUGGUUCAACCAGAGGUGGUCAGCCAACCCCUGGCCUGAGUGGAUGGGGGUCCUACACGCCGACGAGAUUUGGUUCACCUUCGGCAUCGCCCUCAACGAGUCGCACUCCUUCACACACGAGGAGAGGCAACUCAGCCGGAAGAUGAUGUCCUACUGGACCAACUUCGCCAAAACAGGGAACCCAAACCUAUCGCCUAACGGCACCAGAGUGGUGGAGUGGCCACAGUUCCUCCACAAUGAACAGAUGUUCAUCAACCUAAGCGUCGACUCCAUGGCCCAGAAGUUCAUCAUUGGCCAGGGGCCAAGGGCGCAGGACUGUGCAUUCUGGGACGAAUACCUGCCUAGUCUUGUAGCGGCCACCAAAAACAUGUCGACAGCUGAGAUGGAGUGGAAGAUCCAGUUCAAUGAGUGGAAGACCAAGUACAUCGUGGACUGGAAACAUCAGUUCGAGGACUUUCUGCAGAACUACCAGCGGCGUAUGGGGAGCUGUGGUGGGGGGAGGCCUUGA